This is a messenger RNA of Paramormyrops kingsleyae, 2702 nucleotides long. It is a transcript of the gene slc6a18, whose product is annotated as solute carrier family 6 member 18. Gene Ontology annotation, biological process: sodium ion transmembrane transport; amino acid transport; nitrogen compound transport. Gene Ontology annotation, cellular component: plasma membrane. The record is from RefSeq and is a predicted model, not a curated record. Lineage: Eukaryota; Metazoa; Chordata; Actinopteri; Osteoglossiformes; Mormyridae.
CAGACUAACCCGACAUAAACUUCAAUUAUAUAGAAUUUAUAUAUAUACACAUCAUUUGUAAUCCUUUCAAUGGAUGGUAACCAUAUAUAAGCAGGUCUGCUCCAACCUCAAACCCCCCAUUUGUUUUUUCCCUCACUGGUGCCUCCCCAGUUUGAAUACCUCUGCCUAUGACUAUAAUGGCAAUAUCUAGGCAGAGGGCAGCUGCUGUACACUCCUAAACACACCCAGCACUCAAAUGAACAGGAAACCCCCACGUACCAGGGUCAUUCUCUUCCUGCUUUCAGCUUUCCAAAAAAAAAAAAACCUUAUAUAGCUCCAGUGACACAUUUUUCAGGACAAUCUGCACAUGUCUACAAGAAGCUAAGCUCGCACUGCAGUCUGUGAGCAUUUUAAGCACAGGGAUGAGUAAAAGCACGAGCACCACCGACGAGCGACCCAAGUGGGACAACAAAGUUCAGUACCUGCUCACUUGCAUCGGAUUCGCUGUGGGUCUGGGCAACGUCUGGCGCUUCCCCUACCUGUGCCAGAUCUAUGGAGGAGGUGCCUUCCUGAUCCCCUACCUGAUCGCGCUGGUGUUCGAGGGACUCCCCCUGUUGUACCUCGAGCUGGCCAUUGGGCAGAAGCUGAGGUCAGGAAGCAUCGGAGUGUGGAAUUCAAUAUCACCCUACUUGGGUGGAGUUGGUGUUGCAUCCCUGGUUGUGUCCUUUCUGGUGGGCCUCUUCUAUAACACCAUCCUGGCAUGGGUCCUUUGGUAUUUAUUCAAUUCUUUUCAAGAGCCCCUACCUUGGAAGUACUGCCCUCUCAAAUCAGACCUAACAGGCUACGUGGAAGAAUGCGUGGAAAGCACGCCCGUUAACUAUUUCUGGUACCGCGAGACACUAAAUAUAACAGCCAACAUCGAAAUCAACGGCUCGUUGCAGUGGCAGAUGGUGGUGUGCCUGGCGAGUGCGUGGUGCGUGGUCUACCUCUGCUUCAUACGCGGCAUUGAGACCAUCGGAAAGGCGGUGUACGUCACGGCGACGUUCCCAUACCUGGUCCUCACCAUCUUCCUGGUCCAAGCCCUCACCCUCCCAGGCGCUACCGUUGGGCUCCGUUACCUCUUCACCCCCGAUUGGGAGACGCUGAAGAACCCUAAAGUGUGGCUCGAUGCAGCCACGCAGAUUUUCUUUUCACUGUCCUUAGCUUUCGGGGGACUCAUCGCUUUCUCCAGUUACAAUCCUCCCAAGAACAACUGCGAGCGAGACGCACUGCUCGUGGGGUGCAUCAACAGCGCCACGUCGCUCUACGCCUCAAUCCCCAUCUUCUCCAUUCUAGGAUUUAAGGCGUAUUCGAACUUCAAUUCCUGCCAGCAGAGAAAUAUCCUGGCUCUGACUAAUGAAUUUGACAUUGGAGACACGAAUAUAACCCUUGAAAACUAUGACAAGUGGUUCGAAUAUCUGAACUCAACAAAUCCUGACCGAGUUUUAAGCCUGAACCUGAAACACUGUGAUAUUCAGACCUUCCUUGACCAGAGUGCUUCUGGAACAGGCCUGGCUUUCAUUGUCUUCACUGAGGCAGUGAUUGAGAUGCCGGCCUCACAGGUGUGGGCCGUGCUCUUCUUCAUCAUGCUCUUCAGCCUUGGACUUUCUUCCAUGUUUGGGAACCUGGAAGGGGUCCUCGCACCCCUGCAGGACCUCCACAUGGUGCCCAAGUGGAUGCCCAAGGAAAUUCUCACAGGUUUGAUAUGUCUGGUCUCUUUUGCAAUCGGCCUGAUUUUCACAAUGGGCUCUGGUAACUACUGGCUGGAGAUCUUUAACAGCUACGUGGGCUCCCUGCCCCUGCUGGUCAUAGCUUUCUUUGAGAUCGUCGCUGUGGUUUAUGUCUACGGUAUGAAGAGGUUCAGAGAGGACAUUAAAGAGAUGACCGGCAAGAAACCCAACUUUUUUUGGCAGACGUGUUGGAUGGUGAUCAGCCCACUCAUGCUGCUGGUCGUGUUUGUGGCUUAUGUGGCGAUCGAGGCUUCCAGAGUGCCAGAGUACCCGGCAUGGAACCCGGACUACGUGGACUUCCCCCAGACUGAAGACCAGCCCUACCCCGACUGGGUUUUUUCCAUUUGCGUGCUGCUGUCCGCCCUGCCGUGUGUCUUCAUCCCCAUCGUUACGGUCUACAAGUUUUUCAUGCGUCGUUGCAGGGGUAACAGCACGCCAUAUAUAAAUCCGUACGAGAACGGCAACCAGACAGACACCGUUCUUGUUUCAUGUAUUUAUCAAAUCAACGCUCAACAGAAAAUGUAAAAUAAUCCUGGAGUAUGGAAUUUAUCCAAAGGGUUUGAAAGAAACCCAAAAGGAUUUCAGACAAAUCUGAGCCAUUUCUCUUAAUAUAAUAUAGACAAGCUGUUUUAUUUAUAAGGCUUAUCUGUACUUGUUUCCAGCUAAAUAUGGGCAUUACGUCUGGAUUCAGUUAUGGUAUAAAUAUGUGAGCACAUUACAGAAUGAAUGUUAAACACAAAGCAGAGCGACUGCCAAGUGAAAAUGAAAUACAUUUACAAUAAAAGGUAUCUAUCCGUCCAUCCGGAAUCCAUAAUAAAAUGUCAACUGACUGCAAAACAGUCUGAGCUGAGAGCAUUUGUGUAAAAACAAAACAAAAACAGAAUUUACAAGCGUAGAAUUUGAUCUCAUAAACGUAAUAAUCUUCCACGGGUGAAGCCUUACAGUGAAGCGGCA